AUUUAAAACCAAAGGUCGACAGAAAUGUUGCCUAGCAACGUAACCUGUGCGUUCGGAAUCAAAAGAUUCUUAACGUCUCAGAACCGCAACAGCUACGGUUAACCGUUAGCUUAACUCUUGGAACAAGUUCUUUUAUUAACGAUAAUUAACCAAACAACCAUCAAUGCCUCGCAAGCUGAGUUUCUUUAAAACCAGACGGUACAGCGGAUCUAGUACCCUUGCAUCCAGUGACGCAUCACUGGAUAUGUCUAGUGAUGCCUUCGACAACCAGGAUUGUUUGUCAUGUAAUUUGGAAGAUGAUCUGUCAACCGAAAUGUGUAGCAGUAAUAAUAACAGCGCUAAUGAGAAAUCUGCCAUCACAAAGGAUCGUCACACUGAUGGAGAAGUGUCUGGUCCUGAUGGCACAAUCCUCGAGCUCCAAGAGUUUAGAGAAACCCAAAUCCAACAAGAGAAGUGCCUGCAAACCCUCAGAGCCAACUACCACAGAGAUUUUGCUAUGAUAACGCAGGCACUUGAAGAAGAAAAAUCAAGCAAAGAUGUUUUAACAAAGGGACUUGCUGACAUCGCUGAACUUUAUAAGAAUGAAACGCAGAACUUGAAAGAGGAGCUGACCAGUACAAAGGAGAUGACCAAGCAUCUGGUUUUAAAAGCUACGACAGAUAUUCAUGAGGUGCUGGGGGCUCUUCAGUACCGUUUGGAGCAGCUUGAAGAACAGCAACGGCAAAAACAGAAGCCUCUGCCUAUAAUCCUUGAAAAAGUUCAAAACGGCCCACUUAUCAUUUGGUCGGUCCUUCUAGUGCUUCUGUCCAUACUGGGCUACUUAGUGAUGACCCUUAGACCAUAAGGCUCCAGGCCUUUUGCCGUUUUGUCACUUUAAGAGGAUUUUUUUCUUGAAUAUUCUGUCUUGGUCUGCAACUUGAGUUCUGAGAUACCCGUAAUAAAAGUUUCAAGCCAUGUGAA
Poecilia latipinna (sailfin molly) is the source of this 960-nucleotide messenger RNA. Its product is annotated as transmembrane and coiled-coil domains protein 1-like. The transcript is spliced from 4 exons. Bases 164 to 844 code for a protein of 226 amino acids. The record is from RefSeq and is a predicted model, not a curated record. Gene Ontology annotation, cellular component: endomembrane system. NCBI's taxonomy places the organism in Eukaryota, Metazoa, Chordata, Actinopteri, Cyprinodontiformes, Poeciliidae.